CCGGCGGAGAGGGCGGGCCCCGGCGGAGAGGGCGGGCCCCGGCGGCCAUGGCGGCGGCCAUGGCGGAGGCGGCGGUGCCCGAUUACGAGGUGGCGGAGCAGUACACACGCGCGUUCCGCGUGGGCGCCCUGGGCCUGGGCUGGCGGCGGGUGCUGGGGCCGCCCGACCUCUCGCUGGCGGCGGAGGCGGCGGAGGCGGCGGAGGCGACGGAGGAGACGGACGCGGCCGUGGCGGCGGCCCUGGGCUGCGCGCCGGGCACGGCGGCCGAGCUGCGCGCCGUCUGCAGCAUGGAUAUGUUAAUGCCUUCUGAAAAAGAAGAGGACCCAGAUGUUAUCCCUGAAGACAGCAGUCUGCUUACUCUUCGAAUUAGAAAGAAAGCCUUGGAGAGGAGAGAAGAAACAAUUAUUGUGGAUCGGGCUUGCAGGCAAGAAACUCUUACCUAUGAGAUGGAGUCACAUGCAGCUGGAAAGAGGCCAGAUAAUAUAACAGAUCUAAUUGAGGAGGGAGAACUACUUUUAACUCUGAACAUCUUUUAUCCUGUUAUAUUUCAGAAGCAUAAAGAUCACAAACCCUACCAAACAGUCCUUGUACUGGGCAGCCAGAAGCUCACUGAGCUGAGAGACUCAAUUUCCUGCGUCAGUGACCUCCAGAUAGGUGGUGAGUUCAGCAGUCAGCCAGAUCAAGCACCAGAGCACAUCAGCAAGGAUCUCUACAAAUCUGCCUUCUUCUAUUUUGAAGGCAUCUUCUAUAAUGACAAAAGAUACCCAGAGUGCAGAGACCUGAGCAGAACAAUUAUAGAGUGGUCAGAAUCUCAUGACAGAGGCUAUGAAAAUCUUCAGUCUGUUAAGAUGGAGGACUAUGUAUUUAAUGAUUUAUCCCUCAAAAUUGGCUUUCCAUACCUUUACUGCCACCAAGGGGACUGUGAACACAUCAUCAUAAUCACAGAUAUAAGGCUUAUUCAUCAUGAUGACUGUCUGGAUAGGAAUGUAUAUCCCUUGCUAAUCAAGAAACAUUGGCUAUGUACCAGAAAGUGCUUUGUGUGCAAGAUGUAUACAGCAAGGUGGGUAACCAACAGAGACAGUCUGGCACCAGGGGAUCCUUGUUUCUUCUGUGAUGUUUGUUUUCGGAUGCUCCAUUACGAUGCAGAAGGCAAUAAACUGGGGGAGUUUCUUGCAUAUCCUUAUGUUGAUCCUGGGAUUUUCAACUGAAACUGACAUGCACCAGGAUGAAUUCAGUGAAUGACAUUAUUGAAUCUCUUGUUCUGGCUGUUGAAAUCACAGGAAAGCUUAACGUUUGAGCAUACAGCUGAGUUUUGGGUUAUGUGUGUAAUCCUCUCUGGUGAGCUGGAAGGAGCCCUUUGCACACCACUAUCUGGCAUGUUUUUCUGAGUAAGUAUGAUUUUAAAGAUAAGUUGGCAUGGAAAAAUAUAAUACAGUUUUACAACAUUACAGUAGUUUGGAUGCUAUGUACUGUAAAAUAUGGAUGUUUGAGAAUACCUGGGAAAAGAAACCAUGAUUUUGAGAAGCUCUGUGCAUCCAAGGCUUUGUAAACCUUUGAGGAAGAGAACAUGGUCUGUAUGUCUCUUACCUUGAAAACUCAGGCAGUUGCCAUAUUUCAGCAAGGGUGGAUGGCACUGAAUUUGUGGGGAGGAGAAUGCUUUCUGAGAGAAGCUCAGAAUGCCAGUUAAACUCCUGCAUCUUUCCUACAAAUGAAAGCUUGCAUCUGAAGGCUUCUGCUGUCCCUGGUUUCUGACUUUGAGGACUUAUUCUCAAAGUAGAGAGGAUACUACAUUUCACCAUUACUGAAUUGUAGCCUGCCUUUUAAAUAAUUUUGUCAACUGUUUACAGUGUAUGCAGUGUUCAUUGUGCACCUUUUGUUUUAAUAUCAUUCUGUUAUUGUAGGUAAUUUUUUUUAUUAAAAUGUGGCUAAUUUGUAGUUCCUAGUCUCUUGUUAAACUGAAACUCUGUCAAGACAAGAUAUUCUUUUUUUUAAGUCUUCUGGAAUUAGGAGGAUAUUAGAGGAGAUUGUUGUUUAGGAAAGUUAGCACUAACUGCUUUUCUUUUGAAACCUUCAGCUACUUCUGGUUGGGACAGUAGACAGCCUACUCUGACAAUCUGCAUACAGACAAGUGACAAACUGAAUCUGUUCAGGUUCUGUAGCUGCAGAUUCUGCCAAUGUUGACUUGAUUAUCUUACAUGUCUUGAAGCAAGGGUAUCUGAAGCACCUGCAGGACUCCAUUGAUCACUCCCAUAUCUUACUGCUUUCUGGUGGUGUAUUAAGUCAUGUGAAUAUAAAGACAUGCUUUUUAUAGGAACUACAAAAAAAAAAGUGAGGUUUUUUUCCCUGUCUUGUAAACCAGACAGCUGUUGACCUGUGUAUUUUAAUGAACCAACCACUUGUAAAAGCAGGUGGUGACAGUUCUCUUAUCCUUCGGGAAUCUGCAGAAAGGGGAGUGCCCUGGUCAUCGCAACUGUGAUAAAUCCAGCUGCUGGAGUUGGGUUGCUUUGUGGUGCAGCAGCAACUGUUUUAAAGGAGCUUGUUAAACUUGCAGGUUUAACUUCAGGUGUUGUCUUCAAGAUCUGAAAGCUAUUGAAACACAGGAGCAGGCAACCUCAGAAUGUCAGAUGCCAACCUGGCAAAGCAGGAGGCCAGGUUAGCUGAGUAGGGAUAUUCUUUUUGAGUCCAGGCACACCAAGAAGGUGUGUGCUUAGGGAAGCAAGGACGGGACAGGGGAGGAAUACGGAGAUGGUGCUCCCCACUGUAGGGAGAACAUUCAUGUGGUCAAAGCUCAGCCAGGGUUGAAGCUCUCCAGGGCUGUGGGCACAAAAGAGGGUGGGUUUUUUAAUAUAUGAAUACCAAAAGGCAGUGCAGAAAAGACAAUGGUCCUCACCUACAGGAUAAGGAUGAUCACCUCACCAACAGGGACAUAGACAAGUCAGAGAGAUUAAUGCUUUCUUUGCCUCUCUCUUCAACAUGGGUUAUGGGGCAUGGGGAUCCCAGUGUCCUGAGCUGGAGACCAGGACUGUGAGAAUGAUCAACUCCCAUGGACCCUGAAUUUGUGCAGGAUCUGCUGGAUCCCUUUUUAGUCUUCGGGGCUUGAUGGUAUUCAUCCAAGAGUACUCUAAAGAGCUGUCUGAUGUCACUGUAAGGUCUCUCAAUGAUUCUUGAAUGGUUUUGGGACUUCGGAGAGGUCCCAGUUUUCAAGAAGGGCAAGAAGGCUGAUCCUGAAAACUACAGACCUGUCAGUCUCUUCAGUGACUGGUAAAAUUAUGGAGCAGAUUAUUCUGUGAGUUCUUGAAAACACCUGAAGGAUAAUGCAGGUUUCAGUCAGAACCAGCACAGCUUCUGAUGGGAAAAUCCUGCUUGUCAAACCUAAUUUCCUUUGAUGGCAAGGUAACACACCUAGUUAAUCAAGGGGAGCCAGAACAUGUAAUCUUUUUGGCUUUCAAUAAAGCUUUCAAUACAGUCUUUCACAGCACCCUCCUGGAAAAAAAUGUCUUGUGCACAGUGCAAUAAAUGGCCUUUUGAAAUGGGCAUGCAACUGGCUCAUGGGUUGGGCACAGAGGGUUUCAGUGAGGGGUGACAGACCAGUGACCUGUCACUAUUGGGGUUCCACAGGGCUCCAUCCUUGGCCCUGUGCUCUGCAUCCUCUUUAUGAACAACCCAGAUGCAGGACUUGAAGGAAUACUAAGUUUGCCAAUGGCGUUAAACUGGGAGGAGCCGUUGGCUCCCUUAAGGGCAGGGAGGCCCUGCAGAGACCUUCGUAAUGUGGGAAGGCUGGGCAAUCACCAACUAUACUGAGUUCAACAAAGGAAAGUGCCAGAUUCCGAGGUGCACCGGGGUGGGGCACCCCUGGAUCUAUGGACAGACUGGGGAAUGAGAUGCUGGGAAGCAGGGCCACGGAAAGGGACCUGGGGGUCCUGGUUGAUGGCAAGCUGAACAUGAGUCAGCAGUGCCCUGGCAGCCAGGAGGGCCAACCCUGUCCUGGGGUGCAUCAGGCACAGCAUCACAGCCAGGCAAGGGAGGGGAUUGUCCUGCUCUGCUCUGAGCUGGGGCAGCCUCACCUCCAGUGCUGGGGACUGGUUUGGGUGCCACAAUAUGAGGAAGACAUGAAACUUAGAGUGUCCAAAGGAGGGCCACGAGGAUGGUGAAGGACCUUGAGGGGAAGCAGUGUGAGGAGCAGCUGAGGUCACUUGGUCUGUUCAGCCUGGAGGAGACUGAGGGGAGACUCAUCAGAGUCUACAACUUACUCAUGAGGGAAAGAGGAGGGGCAGGCACUGAUUUCUAUUCUGUGAACAGUGCCAGGACUCAGGGAAUGGCCUGAAACUGUGUCAGGGGAGGUUCAGGUUGGGUAUUCAGAAAAGGUUCUUCACCCAGAGAAUGGCUGGGCACCAGAACAGCUAGCUCCCCAGGGAAGUGGUCACAGCACCAGCCUGAGAGGAUUGAAGAAGUGUUUGAACAACACACAUGGUGUAACUCUUGAGGUGUUGGGACUCCCAGGAGUUCGGACUUCAGUGGUCCAUGUGGGUCCCCUUCAACUCAGCAUUGUUCUGUGUGUAUUCUUACAAUUUUCAAACUCUAAUUUCUAACUUGGCUGUCCUCUGUCAAAUACCACAUACAAGUUGUUCUGGAAAGUCAGGCUAAGUCUGUGUUUCAAGAAACACUCUUCAGAGAGGUUUGUACCUGUUCUAUUUCCUUUCAUGCCUCCAGUAAUUAAAACACUUUACCAGUGUUUCUGUUAAAGAUGUAGUGUGGGGUCCCCAAGUUAAUGCCAAAGCAGUAAAAUCAAAAUAGCACUAAAACCAGACUCAUGUUUUUCCUAUGAAUGGUUCUAUCUAUACAAGGAUGUCUUAAUCAGUUCACAAUUCUUUAAUUCCAUAAAUUGUUCAAGACAGCGUUUCCCAACCAUUCUGUAUCAACAGGUUCUGUGAGAACACAUUUUCCAGUAUACUUACUAUACCCAAAAGCAAACCAUAAAAGUCACAUUGCAGUAAAUUGGCACAACGUGUUUUGCAAGAACAGAACUAAACUUAUUUAAAAAAAAUAAACAAUGAAGUAUACUCAUACAUUAGCAUUGUGAUAGCUAUAAAAAUGCCGCUUUCAACUCCUACAAAACACGGUGAAAAGACAUCCCCAACAAGAGUUGAAAAACUGCACAAACAGAGGUCAGUAUCAUAGGAGGAGAGGAAGUUUUAUACAAAUGAAGCAACUGGAGAGUUAGAAGUAUUUACACUUUUUCCUGCUAUUAACUAGACAAACAUACAGUAGUAAGUUAAAAAUAGACUACAACUCUAAGUCCUGUAACAUGUAAGCAUUUUCUAACUGGGAUUUUCAUCUUUUGAAAUGUGUUACCUGUUAAUACUGAAUAUAACUAUUGGCAAAAGUGUUUAAAUACUUUAAAACCAAGAUGAAAUGGGGCCUUUAUUCCACAAAAUUUAACUUCAAAAUACUAUGCUUAUAAAAUUAUUUAGUAUUUCAGCAGUCUAUAGAUUUCAAAUGCAAAACUGAACAAUCCUCUUUAAUUUGUAAUUUAAAAAAAACAAAAACAAACAACAAAA
This is a messenger RNA of Prinia subflava (tawny-flanked prinia), 5558 nucleotides long. RefSeq names its product small nuclear RNA activating complex polypeptide 3 (gene SNAPC3). The transcript is spliced from 9 exons. The coding region runs from base 48 to 1208 and encodes 386 amino acids. Gene Ontology annotation, molecular function: RNA polymerase III type 3 promoter sequence-specific DNA binding; RNA polymerase II cis-regulatory region sequence-specific DNA binding; core promoter sequence-specific DNA binding. Lineage: Eukaryota; Metazoa; Chordata; Aves; Passeriformes; Cisticolidae. Gene Ontology annotation, biological process: snRNA transcription by RNA polymerase III; snRNA transcription by RNA polymerase II. Gene Ontology annotation, cellular component: snRNA-activating protein complex. The record is from RefSeq and is a predicted model, not a curated record.